GGUACCUUCUGUGGGGAGAAGGUCAAAUGACUCCGCAUGUGUUCGUGUGUGUGUUGUGUUCAUUCCCACUAUGGUGCUCACCUGAUGAAGAUACACUUUGAACGUAAAUGAUGUUUCUUCCAUCGUGGCUUGACGUCGCACUGGAAGUUUGAGGAGCCAACAUUAAGUGGAGACCAUCUCAAAAGCUCUGAAGAGGAGAAAGAAGACGCCGCCAACAUGUUCAGCAUCAAAAGACUGAAGCAGAAGUCUCAGUCGGUGGACAUUGCCAGUCAAGGCUUCUCCCCGACUCUGGUGCCAGCUUCGCCCCUUAACAAACCUGCAUCACCUGUUGCCAAGACAACCACCGUCCUCGCGGUGCAGGAAAACAACACCACCAACUCCCAGCGCCGCAGUCCGCGUUGUGGGGAGCUGAAGAGAGGCUACACCAUUGAUACUGGCCAAAAGAAGACCCCAGAGAAGAAGGAUGGGAGGCGCAUGUCGUUCCAGAGACCCAAAGGGACCAUCGAAUAUUCUGUGGAAUUACGGGACACAUUGAACAGCAUUGCUCUCAAGUUUGACACCACACCCAACGAGCUGGUUCAGCUGAACAAGCUAUUCUCCAGGGCAGUUGUGCCUGGCCAGGUUUUGUAUGUUCCUGAUCCUGAGUACGUCUCCAGUGUUGGAAGCUCUCCUUCCCUCAGUCCCAUCAGCCCCCUCUCUCCCACCUCUUCAGAAGCUGAUUUAGAGAAAGUGACGGACUCAGAUGGCCCCUCCAGACCAGAGGCUGUUCUCCCCCCAGUGUUUUCUGCCCUACGCCAGUCCAGAGUGGUGUCAUCCACCUCCGAGGAGGAGGAAGCCCUGACGGAGAAAUUCCUUAAGAUCAACUGCAAAUACAUAACCGGUGACAAGGGUGCAGUGAGUGGGGUGUUGCUGGUGACGCCCAACAACAUCAUGUUUGAUCCACACCGGAUGGACCCACUGGUUCAGGCCCAUGGGUGCGAGGAGUAUGGCAUCAUGUGUCCUCUAGAAGAGGUGCAGUCUGCCGCCAUCUUUAAAGAGAUCACUGACACCAAGAUCAGAGAGACUGUGCCUGAUGACCUGGAGCCUCUCCCUUGUGAGAGGCAUCCCUCCCAGCAGGAACCAGAAAGGCGCCUGAGGGAGCCAGGGGCCAAUGACAGUGGCAGUGGCAGCACUGCCCCACGCAGCACAGAGGGCUCAAUCUCAGAAGAUGUCUUUACAGAAACAGAGCUGUCCCCCAUACGGGAGGAAGAGCAAGCAUCCAGCGACGAAGUAGGUCUGGACAAGUCUUCUGGCGCUGCCUCUACAGAAUCUGUGCAAACCGUGACUCAGGAGGAGCCCACUGGCUCCCAGGUGCCAGGCAGUGCCCGCAGCUCAGUCAGCCAUCCUGAGGACCCUCUAGCAGUAAAGGCCUCCGCCACAGAAGAGGACACUGCCACUGAAAAGAAUAGCCAGUCCCCAUUGGGUUUCAAGCAGCACAGUGAAGAGAAGCCACCAAGCAUACCCACUACCAGCACCGCCACUAGCCAGGUCCAGCGCCCCAGCAGCAGCAGCAGCAGCACUUCUCGUCCAGGGUCCCAAAGCUCAGCCGCCCCACUUUCCAUAGACACCCUUUCUGUCACAGCCAGUCCACCGAGGGAUGCCAACGAGGGGACCGAAGUCUCUAAAACAGAUUCUAUGCAACAAGAGAAGGUGGAGAAAGAUGAUGCAGAACAGGAGCAAAAGGGCAACAGCUCACAGGAGCGGACGAGUCGGUCACACAAGUUCCUUUGUCUGCGGGUGGGGAAGCCAAUGAAGAAGACAUUUGUUUCCAAUGCCAGCGCCUCUAUGCAGCAGUAUGCCCAGCAGGGCAAGAAGCACGAGUACUGGUUUGCUGUGCCGCAGGAGAGGUCAGACCACCUUUAUGUCUUCUUCAUGCAGUGGAGCCCAGAUAUGUAUGGUGAAGGGGUCAGAGGAAUGUCACAAGAACCUGGCUUUAUGGUUGUCAAGAAGUACGAGGUGUCUGACAGUGCUGAGGACGAGCCCAUCACUGACCUCAAUGUCAAAGAGUGGGAGGUAGUGUCUAUGACGGAGUACCACCGUCGGAUCGAUGCUCUAAACAGCGAAGAUCUGCGCUCACUCUGCAAACGACUCCAGAUCACCACCAAGGAAGAGGUGAACUCCAAGCAUGACACAUCCAUUAAGACUGAGCUGGAGCCUGAAACCUUCAAACCAAACCUAAGAGAACCAAGUGAUCUCUUGGAGGCUGAUCAAAUUGAGAAGCUUGCCAGGAAUCUACCACCACGAACUAUCGGGUACCCAUGGACUCUUGCUUUUGGCACAUCAAAACAUGGCAUGAGCAUCAAGUCGCUGUACAGAGCCAUGCAGGGACAAGACACCCCCGUGCUCAUGGUCAUUAAGGACAGCGACGGACAGGUUUUUGGUGCCCUUGCGUCAGAACCCUUUAAAGUCAGCGAUGGCUUCUAUGGCACAGGAGAGACCUUCCUCUUCACCUUCAACCCAGAGUUUGAGGUGUACAAAUGGACAGGAGACAACAUGUUCUUUAUCAAGGGGGAUAUGGACUCUUUAGCUUUUGGUGGAGGAAGCGGUGAGUUCGGCCUGUGGCUGGAUGGAGACCUUUACCACGGCAGGAGUCACUCCUGUAAAACAUUCGGGAAUCCCAUGCUGUCGAAAAAGGAGGAUUUCUAUGUGCAGGACAUAGAGAUCUGGGCUUUUGAAUAACCACACCGCACACCACGGGGGAAUAGACAAGUCCUGAAAAAGGGCAAAGCGGGAGGAGCUCCUUAAAACUAUGGCGACGUCUCAACCCUAACUGCACACGGCCGGGCCUCGCAAGCCAGCUGCCGGGUGCUCGUUGUGCGUUACUACUGCAGUUAUUCCGGAGCUUUUUUAUUCUUGGUGUAUAUCUUGUUACCUAGCGCCCUGUGCAGCACCUUGCAGCAUGGGGGAGAGCGUGUCAAGAACCUCUGAAGAUAUAAAAGUGAUGGUGAGGCCUUGGAAAGGGGACUCUGUGUGCGUGUGUGUCUGUGUGUGUGUUGCACAUUAUGUGUACUAUAAGCUCAAGGAGUCCCCAGCACCCCCUCAUUGAUGUCCAUUCAGUAGGAUGUUACUCACUGUGGAGUCAGGGUCUUUAGUGAGGAAGAUGAACACAUUCCUUUACACGUGGUGACGUAAUCAAGUGAUUCGCCGCCACAGGUUGGUUCCAAUGAGAGAAUACUUGCUGCAGGACAUUGGAGGUGUUUAUUUUCUUACCUUUUGUUUGUCGUCGUCCCCCACCCUCCUUAAGUCCCGGAAGGUUGUCUUCUGAGGCUAAACUACUGGAGUAUUGUGUGUCGUGGUCCACUGUCCCAGCACAGCAGGUGAAAGCACAUAUUAGCCACAUCAGCCAUUGUCGUGAUGUUGUGUUCAGUGGGUGUACGUGUGAGUCCAGCUAACACCUCUCGCAGAUACUGGCUGUACUGUUAGUAGACAGUAACGUGUUGCAAUAGAUUUUGUGGAAUAUGCAAAUACCUGUCCUGUGACCUCAAAUAACCCCGCAGGGCCCCCUCCCACCCCGGCGGCUUUUUGGCCGUUGACGAGAGGACCGUGUAAAGCUUUUACGUCUUGAUACACGAUCACUUUUUGUUUGAAAAGCCUGAGACGUGGUUAACUGUUUUACAUGCAUAUACGACAAUUAUAUAUCGGUAUAUAUGAUUUUAUAUGGCUGUAUAUAUAAUCAUAUAUACUUUGCUGUUAAGUGUGACAGUGAUCUCCUUGUGCUGAUAUUUCAGCUGUUACAAUAUAAUGUAUAUUUACCCUGUAAAUGAUGCUAUAUAAAUACAUAUUAUGAAGUGUGGAUUGGUGGGUUUGCUUCUAGCACUUUAAUCCGAGCGUCACAGCCAGGUUCUUAGAUUCCUUAGCAGUAGCUGUACAGUACUUUACUUUCCACCCACACCAUGUUAACUGUUCGUAGAACGCUUGCUGCUACCAAUAUCCAUAAGGUUAUUACGCCAUAACGCUCUUGUGUGUGUGUCUAAAAACCAGGAUCACUCUGAGGGGGGAUGGGGGGGUUCAGAGCGAUCGCAGCGGUUCGCUUUCUGGGCUCGCCAGGUGAGUCUCAGACAGGUAGGUAAGGUACGCUGGCAAACUGACCAAGGUCCCUUCUCUCCCCCCCCCCUCCGCCCCCUUUCCUGGUCUUCCACACCAGUAUUUGUCACCAAGAUUAAUAUAGACCAUUCACCACAAUACCAUGUAUCAGUGAUGUAUAAAUAAUAAAGAUGAAUUAAUGGUUAUAA
Molecule: messenger RNA, 4271 nt
Organism: Nerophis lumbriciformis (worm pipefish)
Lineage: Eukaryota; Metazoa; Chordata; Actinopteri; Syngnathiformes; Syngnathidae
Gene: oxr1a
Product: oxidation resistance 1a
Biological process (GO): response to oxidative stress
Cellular component (GO): nucleus
Source: RefSeq, a predicted model, not a curated record